This is a messenger RNA of Anoplopoma fimbria (sablefish), 4263 nucleotides long. Its product is annotated as zinc finger and BTB domain-containing protein 39. The transcript is spliced from 4 exons. Gene Ontology annotation, molecular function: protein binding. Gene Ontology annotation, biological process: regulation of cytokine production; negative regulation of transcription by RNA polymerase II; regulation of immune system process. The record is from RefSeq and is a predicted model, not a curated record. NCBI's taxonomy places the organism in Eukaryota, Metazoa, Chordata, Actinopteri, Perciformes, Anoplopomatidae. The coding region runs from base 595 to 3183 and encodes 862 amino acids.
GGGAACGAACCCGGGGACCAAACCGAGAGCAUGACGCUGCGAGCAAGGAGAGCAACACAGGCUCCGGCACCGGUAAAUAAAUGCAAAACCAGUGAGCAGUGCUGGGAGGCAGACUGGUUUGGCGACCGGCUGACACUGUGCAGCGAUGCGUGCACAACUUUGUCAUGAAAUAUUUCAAACUGGGGACAAUGGGUCGUAAAAAUGCUGGAUUCUCGCAGAUGGAAAUGUGCGCUUUGCUUUGCUUGAGUCGUUGGCCGCUGCUGCUAGUUUGGCUUUAGUCCAUAGAGAUGAUCUGCAAUCUCACACCAAUGCAACUCUUUCUAAUCGAGCACGGAUCACCUUGAAAAUGCACCGGCACAAACCUGAAAACGGGGCUUUAUGAAAAGUUGACUUUUCAGAGAUACGUGGUUCUUACUGGACAUAAACCCAUAAACCCAUAAACAUCUUAAUGUUAGAGCAGUGCAAUGCAACAGACACUUUAAUGCUGCAGUAGUAUAUUAACCCCCCCAAAAAACAUCAUGUGUGAUAGUAAAACAAUGCCGCAGAACAUUUGAAUGCACAUUGGAUAGUAGCGCACCAGGAGCUGCAGCAGGGAUGAGGAUCCAGCUGCAGGGUCCCGGCCACGCUGCCAGCCUUCUCGCUCAGCUCAACAGCUGCCGCCAGUCGCGCCAGUACUGCGAUGUGCUCCUGCAGGUUGGCAACCGAACGUUCGCGGCGCACCGCGCGGUGCUGGCCUGCGCCGGGACCUACUUCCGUAACCUGUUCGCCCGGGCUCCAUCCUCCUCCACAGCUGCCUUCUCUUUGGAGUUCAUCUCACCGGCCAACUUUGAGAAGCUGCUGACGUUCGUCUACACGGGGGAGAUCCUGACUGAUCUCAUAGAUGUCGGGGUGCUGUAUGAGCUGGCCGAGAGGCUAGGCGUCAGUGAACUGGUGAGGGCCUGUCACGCCACCUUCCCUGACCUGCAAGCGUCUGUGUCUGCAAACUGUAAACCAGGUAGUCCUGGAGACCUCAGCCUGAACUCUAGCAUGGUUGCUGCUGCUGCUGCGACAACAGUGGCGUCCGUUUGUGCAGCUUCUGCGUCGUCCGUGUGCUCCUCUGCCGCCUCCUGCUCGUCUCUGUCUUCGUCCGCCGCCCCGACCCCUGCUGCUGCUCCCUCACCCCUCUUCCAAACCAGGGUGGCCGGGGCCAGCCAUGAAGCUCACACCGGGGCUCUGUCUCUCGGCCUAAAGGAAGAAGACAUGCGGUCUCAUAUCGGCUACGGGCAGUCGGCGGCGGAUCAGCAACAACCAGGAGGACACAGUCUUUUAACCAGCAGCCAUUCCAUUCAAUGUGAUGAUGUUCUGCCUCCGGGGCCCGUUCUCCAGCUGAAGAUUGAGCCCGGGCUGGAGGAAGAGGAGGGUAGCUGUGUGGACAGAGACACAGAUGGACGAAUGGUUUCCCAGUGCACGGGAAGUUCUCUGCCUCAGAGCAGCGUCGUUGCACCGUCUGACUCCUGCUCCUUCCCAGACUCCUCGGCUCAGCCCGAGGCCUGCGCCCCGACGUCCUCCUCAGUCGAACCUCUAGGCAUCCUGCAGGUGGUGUCAGUGGAAGGCGGCAUGGUGGACGUCCAGAGGGACGGCAGGCUGGUGUUUGGAAAGGUGGAGGAGGGAGAGAAUGAGGAGGAGGAGGAGGAGAGGGAGGCUCUGAAAGGAAACGGAUCCAUGGAGGGAACAGAGGAGGAGGAGCAGUGGAGACAGCUGGCAGGGGAGAUCAUCGAGCUGAGCGACGACGAGAACUUCAUGGAGGAGGGAGACGAGGAGGACGAUGAAGACGAGCUUGUGUACGUGGAGAACGGAGACGGAGGGAACUCAAGCAGCCAGGUGACGGGGAACAUGCUGCCGUGUAAAGCCUGCGCGGUGCUCCUCCCAGCAGACCCGGAUGCCAUCAGAAGACACGCUGAGAGCCACCUGACGGAGCUGGGGCUCUGCAGAGUGUGUGCCGCCUCGUUCCCGGACCGCGACUCCGGUGUCGCCCACUCCCUCUCCCACGUCGGGCUGCAGCUCUUCACCUGCGACAUGUGUCACUUGCAGUUCUGCAGCCAAAACAAACUGUUGCGUCACCAUCGCCAGGCAGCCUCCGGUUACACGAUACCACAGGUGGCGCUGACCAGCAGCAGCCAGAGCCUCGACCCCGAGCUGCAGUGUGCCGUGUGCACCAAGACCCUCAGCAAGGACUUCCAGACGGUCAAAGACCACCUGCUGAGCCACGUGUGUCCGCAGAGCCUGAGCUGCGGCGUGUGUCACCUCCCCCAGCUCUCCUUGUGCUCCCUGCUGUGGCACGCCCUCGCCCACCUCUCUCUGCCCGUCUUCACCUGCCCACACUGCGCCUGCUGCUUCGUAGAGCGCUCCAUGCUGGACCGACACAUGACCGCGCACGCCGAGGAGGCGGCAGCUAAGGAGCGGGAGCAGUUGGCGCUGAGGGCUUACAGGGUCGGGGGCGGCGGCGUGGCAGGACUGGAGGAGCUGCAUUGCUUCCUGUGCCCGCAGACUUUCCGCUCCGCCUCUGCCUUUCAGUACCACCUCAGCCUGCACACCACCGAGUCCCUGGGGGGCGUCGGAGGCGUCAGGGCCCAAGGCUGGCUGGGUAAACGUAAAGCUGACCAGUCUCUGGAGUGCCUUCCGUCUUCCUCCUCCUCUCAACGGGAGGUCGGCGGCCUCGUUAAAAUGAGCAACAUGGGGCUGGGGCUGGGAAUGAGCUUCAGCAUGCCAGAUAAGUAUUUCCAAGGGGCGUUACACAGCCUGCCCGCUGGGGUCCUGACCAACGGGAGCUCAGGGCAGGACGGGGGAGCCGGGGCAGCAGGCGUCCGUGGGAAAUGGUACCGGUGUCGCUACUGCGGCAAAUGCUUCGCCCACUCGGGGGAGUUCACCUACCACCUCCGCAUCCACACCGGGGAGAAACCCUACCAGUGCAAAGUGUGCCUGCGCUUCUUCAGAGGCCGCUCCACCAUGAUCUGCCACCUGAAGACGCACGCCGGCGCUCUCAUGUACCGCUGCACGGUCUGCGGCCUCUUCUUCUCCACGCUGAAGAUGGUGUCGUCGCACAUGGAGCUCCACACGGACCACCUGCCCCCGGACUUCAACAUCGAGCAGACCUUCAUGUACAAUGAUCACUCUAAAGAACCGCUGCCCAAUGUGGACGCCUGAUGUGUCGGACAGUUUCCCUUCCUCGUUCCUCUUACCUCUCUCCGACACUUCCUCUGUGUCUGGUUGUCGUGGACCACAUACUGCAUAUAAUAGAAUAGGGCUGAAACUAAUGGUUAUUUUCAUUAUUGAUUAUUUUUGGAUUAAUUGUUUAGUGUGUAAAAUGUCAAAUCAUUUAAAAAAAAAAAAAAACGGUUGUUGCUCUAAUCUUCAAAUUAAUUGUUGACAUCUUCAAAUCAACCGACCAAAAUCAAAAGACAUUCAGUUUAUAAUGAUGUAAAAAAAGGUGAAAAGUAGCAAAUCCUCACGCUUGAGAAGCUGCAAAAAGAAAAUCAUGACAUUUUUGUUUGAUAAAAAACAUUACUUUUCUGUCGAUCGACUAAUGGCGUCCGCUCUAUAAUAGAAGUAGACUUGUAGAAUGUAGAGAACGUAUUGUCUGUCAGAUGCCGUUCACUGAGUCGACCUCUCUGAACUAAGAUGAAAAGAAGCCACUUGGUGGCAGUGUAUCCUGUUCUGUGUCGGUGAAAGAAGGGAAGCUGGUGGCUUGUUGACCUUCAUGCAGCACUCUGCUUAUAUUCAUCUAAUCCGAACAAGUCUGUAUCUUUACAACUUAAAUAUGAGGAUUGAUUUUCAUGUCAGUGGUUGAUGAUUAUUAAAGUAGCACCUCAUUGUAGCAUAGAAAUUAUUUUCCUAUAUUUGCGGCCACUAUUUUCACACUUUUUUAUGUCUUAAAGUUUUUUCACUCCAGAGAUACAUAAAAGUCACAUGAAAGAUGGCAUUUCAUUUGUGAUUUUAGACGUGUUUUUCAUGAAGUCGUUUUUACGAAUGCUUUCAGAUUCUGCCACAUAGUCACAUGCUUUAUACACUUGUUAAGAGCGUGUGAUCAGUCGUGCUGUAGAAAUUAUUUAAGUGCCCAUCACAAGUUUGUGUCUUACCUCAUAUUUAUGAUGGCAGUAUAACUAUUUAUUAUUUUUAUGCCUUUAUAUGUUAUCUGUUUCUAAAGCUGUAUGAAUGUUGGCUUUUUUUAUUGUUCAUGAAAAGAAUAAAAUAAAUGCCUCUUAGAAGAUUGUUAUCAAAUCGAAA